Messenger RNA from Chlorocebus sabaeus (green monkey), 2212 nucleotides. RefSeq names its product ATPase Na+/K+ transporting subunit beta 2 (gene ATP1B2). Gene Ontology annotation, cellular component: sodium:potassium-exchanging ATPase complex. The record is from RefSeq and is a predicted model, not a curated record. Gene Ontology annotation, biological process: intracellular sodium ion homeostasis; intracellular potassium ion homeostasis; potassium ion import across plasma membrane. Gene Ontology annotation, molecular function: ATPase activator activity. NCBI's taxonomy places the organism in Eukaryota, Metazoa, Chordata, Mammalia, Primates, Cercopithecidae.
AUAAAGACCGCGCUCGGCGACCGCGGGCCCCGCACUGCUGAGGAGCGGAGCCUCCGCUUGGGGGGCCCCCCAUCCCUGGCUGUCCCCCAACUGCGCGUCCCCGCCCCACCCCCGCGGCUGAGCCACCACUGGUGCAGUGGUCUCCGCUUGGCGGAGGGAGCCUUGAGCUUCGUUCCACAGCUGCUUUGCAUCUUGAAUUUCGGGGCGGCCCCCUCCCCCACCUCUCCCUGCCUUUUUGUACCCCGCUUUUUUUCUGCAUUCUGCUCGGCUUUUGUAGCCGUCUGCUUGUGCACCCCUUUUCGUUUUGUUUCUAGACGGUUUGGCGAGGGUGAAGCUGCGUUCAUACCCCUUCCUCUUGUUAUUCUCUCCUGCUCUGACAGCACCCCUUUUCAUCGCAGUUGGGGGGCCUAGGAUCGGUGCAUCUUCCGCCGCGCUGCCAGCACCCCGCAGCGCGUGGCCGUGCACCCCGGAAUCUGCAGCAGCUGCAUAUCUGAGGGGGUCUCCUUUGCCUCCGCCGCCUUUGCUCCCCGCGCUUUUGGUUGUGUGGAGGGCUUCAGCGCGCGGCGCCCCCGCUUCUCCGCAGCCCCCUGCCCCGCGCCCGGACUAGACCCGCGCCGCCAAGAUGGUCAUCCAGAAAGAGAAGAAGAGCUGCGGGCAGGUGGUUGAGGAGUGGAAGGAGUUCGUGUGGAACCCGAGGACGCACCAGUUUAUGGGCCGCACCGGGACCAGCUGGGCCUUUAUCCUCCUCUUCUACCUCGUUUUUUAUGGGUUCCUCACCGCCAUGUUCACCCUCACCAUGUGGGUGAUGCUGCAGACUGUCUCCGACCAUACCCCCAAGUACCAGGACCGACUGGCUACACCGGGCUUGAUGAUUCGUCCCAAGACUGAGAACCUUGAUGUCAUUGUCAAUGUCAGUGACACUGAAAGCUGGGACCAGCAUGUUCAGAAGCUCAACAAGUUCUUGGAGCCUUACAACGACUCUAUCCAAGCCCAAAAGAAUGAUGUCUGCCGCCCUGGGCGCUAUUACGAGCAGCCAGAUAAUGGAGUCCUCAACUACCCCAAACGUGCCUGUCAAUUCAACCGGACCCAGCUGGGCAACUGCUCUGGCAUCGGGGACCCCACCCACUAUGGCUACAGCACUGGGCAGCCCUGUGUCUUCAUCAAGAUGAACCGGGUCAUCAACUUCUAUGCAGGAGCAAACCAGAGCAUGAAUGUUACCUGUGCUGGGAAGCGAGAUGAAGAUGCUGAGAAUCUCGGCAACUUCGUCAUGUUCCCUGCCAACGGUAACAUCGACCUCAUGUACUUCCCCUACUAUGGCAAAAAGUUCCACGUGAACUACACACAGCCCCUGGUGGCCGUGAAGUUCCUGAAUGUGACCCCCAAUGUGGAGGUGAAUGUAGAAUGCCGCAUCAACGCCGCCAACAUCGCCACAGAUGAUGAGCGAGACAAGUUCGCCGGCCGUGUGGCCUUCAAACUCCGCAUCAACAAAACCUGAGGCCCCUUCCUCCCACCCCAUCUCUCUCCUGUGGAUGCUCCUGGAAUGUCCCUGACCCUGCCUGAUCCCUCCCUCACCCACCCCAAAGGUAUUUUUGAUAACAGAGCUAUGACUUGUCUGAGCCUCACACCCUUUUCCUUGACUUCUCAACCCAGCCUGAAGUCCAUUGCGCUUCCCCAUCACUCACAUUUCCGACCAACUUCUCCCAACCUCAGAUGAGAGGGAGCUGGGCUAAGAUGGCCACAGAGGAGUUAGGAGGCUUUCUAGUUCUGGUUUAGCUGUGAGAGUUAUCCACUCUCCUGCCUGCAUAUCCCCUGAGAGUUAUAGGAAGUGCCCACUGACCCACCCACCCAGCUACAUACCCCCACCCCCCACACACAUACAAACGUGCACACGUGUCUCAUUUCACCCCUUUGCUUCCAGAGAUGAAUGUGGCACUCUGUCCUUCCAUUCCUAAGCUCUAGCCACUGGUCCUUGAUCUCUCACACUUUCUCCCUGUCUACACAGUCGUCAUCUUGGUGACUUUGAACUUAUCUGGCUCCUGGGCAGGUGUUCUCCUCCUCUUCAUCCCUAUUCCCUCCUCUGAAAUGCACCUUUUUGUAAUUGAGGACAAGGUGGUUCUGUGGCCUUUUCCCUCUUUCCUGGCACAUUCUGCUUCUCACCCUCUGGUGACUCUGUGAGCUGGGAAAUGAGGGACUGGAAGCGAGGCCUGCGUUG